This is a messenger RNA of Geosmithia morbida, 1968 nucleotides long. RefSeq names its product phosphatidylinositol-binding clathrin assembly protein. The transcript is spliced from 5 exons. Gene Ontology annotation, biological process: vesicle budding from membrane; clathrin-dependent endocytosis; clathrin coat assembly. Bases 1 to 1968 code for a protein of 655 amino acids. NCBI's taxonomy places the organism in Eukaryota, Fungi, Ascomycota, Sordariomycetes, Hypocreales, Bionectriaceae. Gene Ontology annotation, molecular function: phosphatidylinositol-4,5-bisphosphate binding; SNARE binding; 1-phosphatidylinositol binding. The record is from RefSeq and is a predicted model, not a curated record. Gene Ontology annotation, cellular component: clathrin-coated pit; clathrin-coated vesicle.
AUGUCCAGCUCCUUUGAGAAAUCGGUCAGAGGCGCCACCAAGAUCAAGAAUGCGCCGCCCAAGACAAAGUACAUCGAGCACAUCCUUGUCGCAACACACUCGGGAGAGUCCGGCGUUGCCGAUGUCCUCUUUGCCCUGCAGAACCGUCUCCGCGAUUCCACAUGGACUGUCGUCUUCAAGAGUCUCAUCACCAUUCACCUCAUGAUGCGUGAGGGGUCGCCAGAUGUCACGCUGUCGUAUAUAUCCCGCCAUCGUAACAUGCUCGCCAUCAGCCACUUCGCCGACGCUGUCACGCAAGGCCGAAAUAUCCGUCACUAUUCUACCUAUCUCGCCGAGAGGGUGCGCUCCUAUCGCGACACGGGCACCGACUGGGUCAGGGUCGGCGAGAACAAGCUGGAGAAUACGACUGUCGAGAAGGGCCUUCUGCGACAGACAGAGUCGGUCCAGCGUCAGCUGCAUGCUCUGCUCAAGUGUGACCUGCUGCUGAACGAACCCGAAAACGAGAUCACCAUCACGGCCUUUCGACUUCUCGUCCUCGACCUCUUGUCGCUGUUCCAGGUUGCCAACCAGGGACUGAUCAAUAUUCUAGGCCGCUUCUUUGAAAUGUCCAAGCCGGACGCCGAGAGGGCCAUGGAUAUCUACCGUACGUUCACGCGGCAGACGGAGGUUGUCGUCGCAUUCCUCGGCGUCGCCCGGCAGCACGAGUACCACACCCGCGUCGAGGUUCCCAAGCUCAAGCACGCGCCCGUCCACCUCGCGCGCCAGCUGGAAGACUACCUCAAGGACCCCGAUUUCGAAGUUAACCGACGCCAGUACAUUGCCGAGCAGACGGCCAAACGCAAGGCCGACGGCACCGCCCAGCCCAAGCCCUUCCUCACCAAGAAGACCGACAGUGAGGCCCCGACCUCGUCCUCGUCCUCGAAGCCUGCCCCUGCCGACAACAACCCCUUCCCCACGUCCGGUGCGCCGGCAGGGACAAAGGCCGAGACGCAGACGAAGGAUGCCAAGGGCCCUGAACCCGACCUCAUCGACUUCUUCGAAUCGAUCGAACAGAACCAGACGCCGAUGCAGGUGCCCCAGCCGACGGGCAUCCCCGCUAACAAUGCUGCCGCCUUCCAGCAGCCCCAGCCCACCGGGAUACCUCUCCAGAGCAACAACCCCAUGUUCCAGCAACCACAGCCCACCGGCAUUGCGGGCUUCCAGCAGCAGCAGCAGCAGCAGCAGCAGCAGCCCCAGCUGCUUCAGCCUCACUUUACCGGUGCCGGAUUCGGAGGCUUCACGCCGCAGCCGCAGCCGCAGCAGAGUUUCCAGCCCGGCCUGGGUGCGAUACCGCAGGAGACGCCCGUCAACAGCUUCCUGCAGCAGCCGCAGCAGCAGCAGCCGCAGCAGCCGCAGCAGACCGGCCUUCAGCCGAUGCAGACCGGUGGUCUCCUACAGCCCAUGCAGACGGGCACCAACCCGUUCCGCCAGUCGAUGCUCACGCCACAGCCCACGGGCCUGACAGGCCUGCAGCAGCAGCAGCCUCCGGGGUCCCCGGUGUCCAUGCUGUCCACCCCGACGGGAAACCCUGCGGGCAACCGCCAGUCGACCAACCCGUUUGCGCGGGCAUCCCCUACGCAGUCGCCCUACAACUCUGCCUCCAACUCGCCCCUCCCACAGCAGCAGGCCCUGGCCCCGGCUCCGACGGGCGCCGCCGCGGCCCCGCUCCAACCGGCCCCCACGGGAACCAACCCGUUCACACGCAAGAUCUCGCCGCAACCGACGGCUCAGUCAGGGAUGGGAGCACCAGGCGGCCUCGCCCCCCAGCCCACGGGGAACACCAACCCCUUCCGCCAGAGCAGCUUUGUCGACCACAACACCGGUAUGGGCUGGCAGCAUAACCAGCAACCCAUAGGCGGUGGGCUCGACCAGCUCGCCACGCAGCCUGUGUUUCCCCGUCCGACUCAGCAGUCUCCCUGGCAGCAAUAG